Ipomoea triloba (trilobed morning glory) is the source of this 661-nucleotide messenger RNA. RefSeq names its product kirola-like. The transcript has 2 exons. Gene Ontology annotation, biological process: defense response. NCBI's taxonomy places the organism in Eukaryota, Viridiplantae, Streptophyta, Magnoliopsida, Solanales, Convolvulaceae. The coding region runs from base 41 to 490 and encodes 149 amino acids. The record is from RefSeq and is a predicted model, not a curated record.
AAGAAUCAUAUCACAUUAUCACUACUCUCUUUGUUAUAAGAUGGGCCUAAAAGGCAAGGUACUUGGGCAGGUAGAGAUCAGUUUUCAUGGAGAUGUUUUCCAUGAAAUCUUUAGAGAAAGACCACACCAUGUGCCCUCCAUGUGCUCAACUAUUCUCGGAGUUGAAGGCCAAUGGGGAACUGUGGGCUCUGUCAUCAUAUGGAAAAUUAGCCAUGAUGGGAAGACCAAAACCGUGGAGGAUGUUAUUGAGGCCAUAGAUGAUGAGAAGAAAUUAGUGAAAUUCAGAGUGAUUGGAGGUGAUCUCAAGGAAUCCUAUAAGAGCUUCAUCAUAACAUGUCAUGUUGAUAGCAAUGGUGAUGACAACUUUGUGACUUGGGCUCUCGAGUAUGAGAAGCUGAAAGAGGAGAUUACUGAGCCACUCACCUAUCUGGAACUUCUUCUUAAUAUGACCAAGGAUAUGGAUGAUCACCAUGCCAAACUGAAGCCAUGAAUAUGAAGUCAUAAUAAUUUAAUAAUUAUAAUAAUGAUAAUAAUGAUGAUGAUGAUGAGGGAAGAGUGUGUUGUGUAAAAUUAAAACUGCCCAUCUGUUUAGUUCAGGUGGUAUUAUAUGUAUGUAUUUGUGUUUGAAUAUAUCAAUAAUAAGGUUUUUAAUUUGUUUAUU